This is a messenger RNA of Aspergillus calidoustus, 1521 nucleotides long. Lineage: Eukaryota; Fungi; Ascomycota; Eurotiomycetes; Eurotiales; Aspergillaceae. The record is from the annotation of a GenBank genome assembly.
AUGUCUCCAUCAACUGUGAUGGCUGCAGUUGACAUGUCUGAUUUACUCUCUUGCCUCAGCGCGCAUCGUCUGGGGGUCUUCUUUGCGCUCGCGCUUGUCCUGCGUGUGAUUUACAGAAGGUACUGGACGCCGAUUCGAGAUAUCCCAGGGCCGUUCUUUGCGUCGUUUGGGAGUCUCUGGAAGGUGUAUCAUGUGGUGAAGGGCCAUACUGAGGAGGAAAUCAUCAAACUUCACAAGAAACAUGGCUACUUUGUUCGCAUCUCGGAGAAUGAAGUCAGCGUCUCUCACCCAGAUGCCGUCAAGCAGCUCCUCCACGCAAACAUUCCAAAGGGCUCAUUCUACUCCAUGUUCAGCCUGCCCGACUACCACUACAUAAACCAAAUGUCCGAGCUGGACCCCGUGCGCCACAUCCAGAAAACCCGCAACCUCUCCGCCGGCUUCUCGCUCUCCAACAUCGCAAAGACAGAGCCCUACAUCGACAACGUCCUGCAACUCUUCAUGACGCGCCUCGACCAACUCAGCACAAAUGGCACCCCCGUCGAGUUCCAAGACUGGUUCAGCUUCUUCGCCUUCGAUGUCCUCGGCGAAGUCACCUUUUCCAAAUCCUUCGGCUUCGUCCACUCGGGCAUCGAUAUCCGCAACGCGAUUGCGAAUACGGGGUUACUCGUGUACUAUAUCGCGCUGAUGGGCAACUACAUCUGGUUCCACUAUCUCACGCUAGGGAACCCGCUCUUCUCGCGGCUCGGCCUGCAGCCGAACUCGCAUAUCUUCGACACGUGUCUGUUGGCCGUCGACGAUCGGAAGAAGAACCCCGAGGUCCGGCACGAUAUGAUGCAGCGCUGGAUGGAUAUCCGAGCUGCGCACCCUGAGCGGCUCUCGGAGCAGGAUAUCUUUGGCGCGGCGGUUGCGAAUAUUGGGGCCGGGGCUGAGACGAUUAGUUCAACUGCGCAGGCGGUUAUUUACUAUCUGCUUAAGAAUCCGGAGUAUCUGCGGCGGGUCCGGGAGGAGAUUGAUGAUGCGCAAAAGGCGGGGAAGCUGUCGAGGGUUGUGCAGUAUAGCGAGGCGGCGAGGUUGCCGUUUUUGCAGGCUUGCUUGAAAGAAGCAUACCGCUUCCACCCCGGUGUCUGUCACAACCUGCCGCGCGUGGUGCCCAAGGGCGGAAUCACCAUUGCCGGACGAUAUUUCCCUGCAGGCGUAACCCUGAGCGUGCACCCGUGGGUCAUCCAUCGCACACCCUCGAUCUUUGGCGCAGACUGCGAGACGUACAACCCCACUCGCUGGCUCAACGGCGACACGAAGGCUAUGGAUGCGUUUAUGAUUCACUGGGGCGCCGGCUACAACAUGUGUCCCGGGCGAAAUCUCGCGCAGUUCGAGCUUUCCAAGGUUCUUACGACCGUGCUGCGCGACUACGACAUUGAGCAGAUUGAUUCAAAGAAGGAGUGGAGGUUUGAGACGCGGUUCCUGGCUGUGCCGUACGGGUGGCCAUGUCGGAUUCGGAAGAGAGAGGGGCAGGGGGUUUGA